Messenger RNA from Cornus florida, 9631 nucleotides. RefSeq names its product kinesin-like protein KIN-12F. The transcript has 37 exons. The record is from RefSeq and is a predicted model, not a curated record. Lineage: Eukaryota; Viridiplantae; Streptophyta; Magnoliopsida; Cornales; Cornaceae. Gene Ontology annotation, molecular function: ATP binding; microtubule motor activity; microtubule binding. Bases 1 to 9447 code for a protein of 3148 amino acids. Gene Ontology annotation, biological process: microtubule-based movement.
AUGUUGCGGGACUUCAAAUUCUUACGCCGGAAUUCGGGUAAGAAUUCAAACGCAGAGGAAAUCGAGAAUGUGCCCAUAAACCCUAGGUAUUCGUUGGGUAAUCAGACCGGAACGGAUUCGAACAGGGCCCCGUUGAACGCAAUUCAAGAACCGGCCUCGAAUUCUAAAGCUGUGGUAGAGAAAGAGGUGGGUGUUAGGAGCACUAAGGUUGAUAAAACACCCACUAAGGUCAAGCGCAAAAGCUCUGAUAACACAAUGUCGCUUUCCACGCCGGAGAAACAAGGAGCUCAGGCGAAGAGUCGAUUUGGGUGGGUGCCGAAGAACGAAUCAAGCUCGAAUGCAAUCGAAUCACACGAUGAUGGGAGGGCUGAUAUGAGCCACUAUAUGAGCCAAUCGAGUCGUGUGAAUGGGAAUGGGGUUUUUGCCGGCAUGACUACUCCUCAGUCGAAUAGGGUUAUGGGGAGAGCUAAUUCAGGUUAUUCGGAAUGCAAUUCGACACAGAGUACACCAACAAAGAGUGUAACCAAGCCUCCGAAUCCGGGACUUUGUCUAACAGGUGGUUCUCGACCUCUGUCUAAUGGAGGUGCUCGCAUGGGCAACUUUGCUGCAUUGUCAAAAGGGAUUCCAAUUUCUUGUAGUUCCUCAACUGUUGUUAAUUCAGUGGAAGUGCCACAUUUUGAUCUCAAAGAAGAUCCAUCAUUUUGGAUGGAUCACAAUGUACAGGUUUUGAUACGGGUCCGUCCUCUAAAUAGCAAGGAGAAAAGUACCAAUGCUUAUAGUAGGUGCUUGAAGCAGGAGAGUGCACAAUGCAUCACUUGGAUCGGGCAACCAGAAACUCGAUUUACAUUUGACCAUGUAGCAUGUGAAACCAUAGACCAGGAAACGCUUUUCAGGAUGGUUGGUCUGCCUAUGGUGGAGAAUUGCCUUUCUGGAUACAAUAGCUGUGUGUUUGCCUAUGGGCAGACAGGAAGUGGGAAGACAUAUACAAUGCUUGGUGAGAUUGAAGAGUUAGAAGUCAAGCCCAGUCCAAAUCGUGGAAUGACACCACGCAUAUUUGAGUUCUUGUUUGCAAGAAUAAGAGCUGAAGAGGAAAGCCGAAGGGAUGAGAGAUUGAAAUACAACUGCAAGUGCUCUUUCUUAGAGAUUUAUAAUGAACAAAUUACUGAUCUCCUUGAUCCUUCUUCUACAAAUUUGCUACUGCGGGAGGACAUUAAGACGGGUGUGUAUGUUGAAAAUCUGUCAGAAUUUGAAGUCCAGACUGUUGGUGAUAUUCUUAAGCUUCUGAGUCAGGGUUCUUCAAAUAGAAAAGUUGCCGCAACAAAUAUGAAUAGAGAGAGCAGUCGUUCGCAUAGUGUCUUCACAUGUGUAAUUGAGAGAAGGUGGGAAAAGGAUUCCACGUCUAAUCUACGAUUUGCAAGACUAAACCUUGUUGAUCUUGCUGGCUCUGAAAGGCAGAAAACUUCUGGCGCUGAGGGUGAACGUUUAAAGGAAGCUGCUAAUAUUAACAAAUCGUUAUCUACAUUAGGUCAUGUAAUAAUGGUUCUUUUGGAUGUGGCACAUGGGAGGACAAAGCAUGUUCCUUAUAGAGAUUCAAGGCUGACAUUUCUUCUUCAGGACUCACUAGGUGGAAACUCGAAAACAAUGAUGAUUGCCAAUGUCAGCCCUUCUAUAUGGUGUGCUGCUGAAACACUGAAUACUUUAAAGUUUGCUCAGCGAGCAAAACUUAUUCAGAACAAUGCUGUGGUGAAUGAAGAUUCUUCAGGAGAUGUCAUAGCAUUACAACACCAGAUACAAGUUUUAACGGAGGAGCUGUCUGCCCUCAAACGCCAAAAUGUCUCCAGAUCUCUAUCAUUUGGUGAAAAUCCCUCCAGCCAAAAGGCACUUGAAUUGGAUGAGCAGAGAACUGAUAAUUUGCUUGGAUCUGAAUCUAAAGGCAUUCUGAAAGUGUCUUUAAAACAGUUGAAAUCAUUGGAGACAACACUUGCUGGUGCCUUGAGAAGGGAACAGAUGGCAGAGACCUCAAUUAAGCAACUUGAAGCUGAACUUGAACAGUUGAACCGAUUGGUUCGUCAAAGAGAGGAGGAUACUAGGUGCACAAAGAUGAUGCUGAAGUUUAGGGAAGACAAAAUUCAACGAAUGGAAUCACUUGUUAGUGGUUUAAUACCCGCAGACGCUUAUUUAUUGGAAGAGAAUGGUGCACUCUCUGAAGAGAUUCAGCUGCUUCGAGCUAAACUUGAUAGAAACCCAGAAGUAACUCGCUUUGCUCUAGAGAAUAUCAGGCUUUUAGAACAGAUCAGAAGAUAUCAAGACUUCUAUGAAGAAGGGGAGAGAGAACUGUUGUUAACCGAAGUAUCUGAACUGCGGGAUCAGCUAGCUCUUCUUCUUGAUGGGAAAUCAAACCAGAAUAAUCAUCCAAAAAUCAGUGCCACCCCUCAGGAAGCUAUACAUUUCAAUAAAGAAAAUGAAAUGCUCAACUUGGAGUUCAAAAGCACUCUGAAAGAAUUGGAAGAGUGCAGGAGUAACCUAAACUCUUGCUUGGAGAAUAAUGAAAAACUUAGUAGAGAAAUUGAUGAUCUACGUGCUUCACUAAUCAACCUCAAAACUGAAACCUGUGAUGAUGAUAGCAGUGUUGAAGUCAUAAAGGAGUCCAUUAUCGAAGCUCCAUUGUUUGACAAUCGAUCACUUGUGGCGGUAGAAAAACAGAAGGGAGAGGCAAAGCAUGAAACGCUGAUGAAACACUCAGAAGAAGUCAUAAAUUUACAACUGGAGUUGGAUAUUCUAAAGAUUAUUCUUAAAGAAGAGAGGUCAUCUCGUGGCGAUGCAGAGCAGAUGAGGACACGGUACCUGGAUAGGGAUCUUGAGCUGACGAAAGAGAAGGUCUUAUUGUUGACCAAACAAUGUGAAGAUGUGAAGGAGGAACUCAAGGAAGCAAAAUCAGUUAUUGAAGCUCUUGAAUCCCAGCAAGUUCUGUCAAUUAAUGAGACAGAGGAUCUCAGGAACAGUAACAGCCACUAUGUGGAGCUUUUGAGUAAGCAGGAGCUUGAAAUUUCUGCAAUGAAAGAGCAAAUGUGCUUCCAAGAGUUAAAAGAUCUCCCAUCUUUCAAACAUUCAGAAAAUGAAGAUUCCCCUUUACAAGCAAAGUUGAAGAAGAUGCAAGGUUCUCUUGAAAAGGCCAAGAGACUGAAUAUGUGGUACCAAAGUGAUCGUACAUUUCAGACAUCUAAUGAAGAAGAAAUGGAUGAAGUUCGUAAGCAGGUUGAGGCUGAGACUGCUGAGGUGAUAGUCUGCUUGCAGGAAGAACUGGCUGCCCUUCAACAGCAAGUUCAGGAUAGUAAAUUGAAAGAGAGAGAAACACAAGAAAGGCUGGUGCUUUUGCAAAAUGAGUUGAAGGAGCUUCAUGAAAAAUUAUAUCUCAUGGCUCAAGAUAAGAAAGAGUUGGGUGAAAGGCUGGAAGAAAAGGAUGACGAAUUAAAAUUGAAAGAGCUUUUGCAAACUGACUUGAAGGAGGAGCUUCAGGAAAAAUUAUAUCUCAUGGCUCUAGAUAAGAAAGAGUUAGGCGAAGAGCUUCAGGAAGAACUUGCUACUCUUCAGCAGCAAGUUCAGGAUAGUAAAUUGAAAGAGAGAGAAACACAAGAGAGGCUGGUGCUUUUUCAAACUGAGUUGAAGGAGCUUCAGGAAAAAUUCUCUCUCAUGGCUCAAGAUAAGAAAGAGUUAGGUGAAAAGCUGGAAGAGAAGGAUGACGAAUUAAAAGCAUUGUCUGAAGAGUGGGAACAAUUGACCUGUGAGAUUGAAUAUGUUCUUACUGGUGGGAGUGAGGCGCUUAAAGAUGCGUCUAAUCAGCUUGAUGUUAUUUCCGGUUCCUUUCCUCAGAAAAGAGCUUGUAUUUCUGAAAAAGUGGGCAGAGUGACAAAAAUCAUCUCUGAGAAGGAGCUACUAAUUGAAGAACUCAAUCAGUGCUUAGACGAUGCAAACAAUAGAAGAAGCAACAUGGAGUGCAUGCUGAGGUCUUUGAGAGGGGCAGCUUUAGUUAUAACGGAAGCACACCAGCAAGAGUGCAGUGAAAAGGAGCAAGAAAUCCUCCAGUUGACAUCACAAUUGAAAGCAAAAGCUUCUCUUGUAGCCGAGCUGGAAGACAAGAUUAAGGAGGAGGAAGAAGAAAUUAGAAAAGCAUCAACUUGUGCAACAGUUGCUUUUUUGAUUGUGAAUAGAAUGUCCGAGAUAAAUUCUGAUUAUCAUGAUGCAUUAAAGCAUAAGGAUAUCCAGCUUAGAGAAUCAAUAGGAAUGAACCUGCAGAAGGAUGCUUUUCUCCAUAAUCAGGCUACUGUAAUUGAUGAAGCGGAGACACAGAUUCAGUCUCUCAAAACGGAGCUGGAAGUGUCAGAGGAGAGCCUUGGUAAACUGAAACUGCAGCUUCUUGAGGAGCAGAAACGUGCUUGUGCUAUGGAACAGAAGCUUCAAGAAAUUGAAGAAAAUGACAUUUUAAAGACGAGAGAGAAACUUACUGAGCUGAAAUCUGGUGUUUCAACACUCAGGUCAUGCAUGAAUGAGUAUGUGGAGCAGGUUGGAAGUUCUGAAAAUGAUAAUACCUCUGUAAAUCUUGCUUGUUUGCCAGCUAAUGGCAAAUGUGGAGCAAGGACAGGUGCUGAAAUGAAUCAAGGCUCCAACAAGAUAGACUCACAAACUGUUGAGGACUUGAAAACUGAGAUUUCAGAGUGUACUUUUGAAGUACGCAAGAAUGUGAGUGAAUAUUCAUUGGAUCAUAAAAACUUUGCAAUUUCAGGAACUAACAAGGACAAGAAUGAUAGAGAUGCUACCAUUAUUCUUCUAAGAAAAGAAAUAGAAUCUGCUGUAGAAUGUUUAAAAGGGGUGCAAUCUGAGAUGGCAAAACUACGCAAUGAGAAAGAAGAGGUCUGGAUGUCUGCAAAACAAAGCCAGGGGAGCAUUGAGUAUCUUAUGACUCAAAUACUCACCUUACAAACAGAUAUGAGUAGCUUCGAAAAACAACUUGUACCCAAGAUGGUGGCUAUAGAUCAUAAGCUCCAGAAAGUAGGAGAAACUGUGCAAGAAGCUGGCACUUGCUGGUGCCAGAAAGAAGAGUUGUUUGAGCUCGAACUUGGUGAUGCAAAGGUAGUUGCAGCCCAGAAAACUGCAGAGGCUUCUUGUAUUCUUUCUCAAUUUGAAGAGGCCCAAGAUACCAUGAAAGAAGCAGAUAUCAUGAUAAAUGAGUUGGUGAUAAGUAAUGAAACCCUGAAGCUUGAGAUUGAAGGGCUGAAGAAAAUGGAGGACUCCAUAAUCAACGAGAAAAAUAUACUAAUCAAUGAGGUUCAAAGUUUGCAAUCCGCCAAGGAUCUGCAGGAUUCGCAUUACAAAAACCUUGAAGAUCAGUUUGCUUCAGAUAUGAUGGAAAUGAGGAGGCUGGUUCUAGAACUGGAGAGUAUAGUCGGACAGGUCCAGACAACUUUCAAGGAAGACUCUUUGUCUAUAGCCUCUGAUUUCAUCUGCAUGAAGUCUCAACUUCAAGACUCAACAAUGUUAAUGCGUUCAUGGCUUGAGGACAUUUGGUCUGAGAUAAUUGUAAAGGAUUGUGCUGUGUCUGUGCUACACCUUUGUCACAUGGGAAUCCUGUUGGAAACAGUUACAGGGUUGAAUGCAGAAAAUGGUUUGCUUCAUCACGGGCUCUGUGAAUCAGCCUCUGUUAUAUCUGAGUUGAGAGAGCACAAUUUCAAAUCGAGAAAUGAGCUUGAAAUGUGUAGAAUCCUCAAGGGGAAAUUACUGGCAGAUAUUAAGAAUAGUUUCGAUCGCAUUGCAAGGAAAGAAGAUGAAACUGGGGAGCUUAGUAUCAAGCUAACCACUUUUGAGAAGAAAAUAUUGAAUUUACAGCUUCAAGAGGAGCUAAUGUUGCAAAGGGCUAACAAUAUGGGAUCUGAGCUUUCUGUUCUGACUAAGGAGUUGGACAUGAGUAACAGAAAUGUUUUGGGACCCAUUUUAAAUCAAGAAAAAUUGCUGAAGGAUAAAGAGGAAGUCUUGAAAUCUCAGGAGGAGAAUUUCAUGAUUGACCUGUCUGCAAAGGAUUUUGAAUUGCUUAUCUUGGCGUCAGAGUUAAACCAAGUGGAAGUCCAAAAAGCUAGUAUGGAAGAGGAGCAAACCAGUUGUUGUAUGGUCCUUGAGAACUUUAAGAAAGAGAUUAUUUUUCUCACCAUGGACGCAGAGAUAGAAAGAUGGAUCAUGAUGGAUGAGGAAGUUGAGGUUGUUAUUCUACAAAAAGAAGUUCAAGAAGCACAAAGGGAGAGGCAGGAGUUGUUGUCAAAGCUCAAUGAAAGCAAUUCAAGAAUUACACAUAUGGAUAAAGUUAACAAGACUCUUGAACAAGAUAUUCAGUUGUUGAAGGAUGUUUCAUGUUCAAAUGAUCACUUGCAAAGUGAACUUGGUGAAGUGAUAGAGGAAAAGAUGAGACUGUCAUCCCAGGUUAAAAAACUUGAAGCUGACUGUGAAAAGUUAAUAGAAGAGAUUAAGACAAAGGAAAGGGCUCUAGAAAUUUCUUCUAGCCAUAUCUCUGACCUUGAUCUCCAAAAGCAAAUGUUGCAUAAUGACAAAUGCUUGCUGGAAGCAUCGUCAUGCAAACUUCAAGCUGAGUUGGAGAUGAAAGAUGCGGAGCUAAGCAAAAUGAACUACCUUGAGGAGGAGAAUGAGUCAAUAAAAAGCGAGGUAAAGAAAUUGAAGGAAGACUAUUUUAGAGUUUUUCAAGAUUUGGAGGAGAAAAAAUCUGAAUGCGAAUCAUCUUUAAGUCAUAUAGAUGUAUUUGAUAUGGAAAACCGGAGGUUGCAAGAGAAAAUUUCUUCCUUAGAGACUUGCACUGGCAGUUUGCAGGCUCAUCUGGACAUGGUAAAUGCAGAGUUGACUGAACUCCGACUUUCUCAAUCUGUCAUUACAGAGGAGUUAUGCUUAAAAGGCCAGAAUUUGCAAAUCCAUGUUGACAGAGUUAAUACUUUGAAGCAAGAGAAUGUUUUAUUGAGAAAUGAACUCCAAUCUCAUGAGAAGAGUAAGUAUGAAUUCUUCAAUUCGUUGAGCUUCAACGCAGUGAAGGGUAUUGAUUCAGUGGAAGCAGUUGAAAUGGUGGGUACCAGAAUAAUUAAUGUGCUCAAUGAAAAGAGUGUGCCAUUAGAAAAGAUGGUUGAAGAGAUUUGCAAAAGCAUAGACGGUACAUCUAAAUUCAUAGAAGAGUUCGAGUCUUUGGAGAAUUUCACAAAAGAGCUAAUCGCUGAAAAUAUAUCUCUUCAGACUGAGUUGUCAAGGAAGGAUGAUGUUCUAAAAGGAUUGUUAUUUGAUCUCAGCUUGUUGCAGGAGUCUGCAUCUAACAAUAUGGAUCAGAAAGAUGAAAUAGAAGAAUUGGUAGCGUCUUUAGAGGCACUAGAAGACGAGCUUGCAGUAAGAUCACAUGAGCUUGAUGAGGCUGGAGCUAAAAGGGUAACACUUGAAGCUCAGUUGAAGGAAAAGAUUGAGAUAAUCUCCACUCUUGAGUCGGAUAUCUUGAAAGAACGCAAGUCUAUUAAAUCACUUUCCAGCAAAAAUCUUGAGCUGACGGCCAACAUUGAAGAUGCAUUAGAAGCAAAAAGGUCAACUGAGGAGAAGCUAAUGGAGAGAAAAAAGGUGAAUGAGAGCUUAGAAUUGGAACUCACAGAAUUGGGUACUGUUCUUGACCAAAUGAACAGCUCGAUAGAAUCCUUGAGGUGCAACUUGGAUACAAUUACUAGUGAAAGGGAUGAUCUCCAAACUGAAGCAAAUAUUUUGAAGAAAAAGUUAGAGAUGGCACAAGCCCUGGCUGAAGAAAAUGAAGCAAUUGCUAUGGAAGCUCAACAGAUAGCUGAAACUAGGAAGCUCUAUGCUGAAGACAAGGAAGAGGAGGUGAGGCUUUUAGAGAGGUCUAUUGAGGAGCUAGAUUGUACUGUGAAUGUACUUGAAAACAAGGUUGACAUUGUCAAAGGAGAAGCUGAACGACAACGCUUGCAGAGAGAGGAUCUAGAAUUGGAGCUUCAUGCUAUAAAACAGCAGAUGCAAAAUGUUAAAAGUAGUGAUGCUGACAUAAAAAGACUUCUGGAUGAGAAGGAGAAAAAACUUCAAGAAGCCCUUCAGCAUAUGCAAACUCUUGAGAGAGAGAUAGCUGCCAGAGAUACUGAGAUUGCACAAUGCAAAGUUCACAUCUCUGAGCUAAAUUUACAUGCUGAAGCACAGGCUUGUGAGUACAAACAAAAGUUCAAGGCACUGGAAACCAUGGCUGAACAAGUAAAACCUGAGGGGCCUUCCACCCAUCUCACAAAUACAUCAUCAAACAAAUUAGAGAAAAAUGGCUCAAAACCCAGGGGUUCUGGUUCCCCUUUCAAAUGCAUUGGGUUGGGCUUAGUGCAACAAGUAAAAUCGGAGAGGGAUGAGGAGCUCACUGCUGGAAGACUUCGUAUUGAAGAACUUGAAGCCUUAGCUGCAAGUCGACAAAAAGAAAUAUUCAUGCUUAAGGCAAGAUUAGCUUCUGCAGAAAGCAUGACCCAUGAUGUAAUUCGGGAUUUGUUGGGAUUAAAGUUGGAUAUGACCAGUUAUGCGUCGUUGGUGGAUAAUCAGCAAGUGCAAAAGAUAACAGAGAAGGUUCAGCACUGUGCUGUUGAAACUGAUGUUAAGGAGAAAGAGGUAAUUAACAUGCUAAAGCAGCAGCUUAAUGAGUUUAUUGAGGAGAGGAAAGGAUGGUUAGAGGAAAUAGACAGAAAACAGGCCGAGAUGGUGGCAGCACAGAUUGCGUUGGAAAAGCUUCGUCAGCGAGAUCGAUUACUUACAACUGAAAAUGAAAUGUUCAAGAUGGAGAACAUAAAUCACAAGAAGAAGAUCAUGGAACUCGAAGCUGAAUUAAAGAAGCUCUCCGGCCAGCAAAACCUCCAGCAGCGGAUUCAUCAUCAUGCUAAAAUAAAGGAAGAGAAUAAUUUGUUGAAAGUUCAGAAUGAUAACCUCAGCAUUAAGCUGCAGAGGACAGAGACCAUUCUUUCACGUGUCAAGGAAGAGCUUGCUCACUUCCGUACUGCGAAUGGGAGGAGCCCAUACAUUAAUUUUGAUGAAGAGCAAUGGCUGAAUAACAAACUGAAGGAAACUGAAGAGGAGAGGCUGCAAUUAGCACAAAAGUUAUUGGGAUUGUGUACUAGCAUUUUAAAGGCUGCUGGAAUCACAAGACCAGCAUCUGAUGUAAGCCUCCCUGCUGCUGAAGAGGCACUCGAGCAGCUCAGGAAUCGGAUCACUCUGCUGGAAAGAGAAUUGCAAAAUAUGAAAUUUAAGAAUAAAAUUACCAGUGAAAGAAUUCGGUUGUCUGAGAUCAUACCACAAUCGUCACCAGUGAGCUCUAAAGCAGGCGAGAACCGUCAAACACCAAAUAGAAUAUCUCAAACUCCAUUUCUUUCUGCUUUAGAUCGAUAAAGCUCAUUCAGUGAUUAAAUGUGUGAAUUGUUAGUUUUUUGCUAGCAGUUAUGCAAAUUCAAUCAAUUUCAGCUAGUUUUCUGUUUGGCUGGUUGAGAUGUAAAUUUAUUCUUUUGUUGUAUGUAUAUAAAUUGACAAGUAUAUUCAAUUGAAUCAGUAAUAGCCUCUGUAUUUUUUCUCUGUC